Amphibalanus amphitrite is the source of this 2323-nucleotide messenger RNA. RefSeq names its product probable cytochrome P450 CYP44. NCBI's taxonomy places the organism in Eukaryota, Metazoa, Arthropoda, Thecostraca, Balanomorpha, Balanidae. Bases 221 to 1792 code for a protein of 523 amino acids. The transcript is spliced from 11 exons. Gene Ontology annotation, molecular function: heme binding; monooxygenase activity; oxidoreductase activity, acting on paired donors, with incorporation or reduction of molecular oxygen. The record is from RefSeq and is a predicted model, not a curated record.
UUUACAAAAGGCUCGCCCUCGACUGGGGUACGUCACGUCUCGGCGAGGGGCGCCGAGUCCGCAGUGUCGCCGGGUGUCGCGGUCCUCAGUGGUAACUCGCGGCGCUGUGGUGCGGGUAGCGCUCGCUGCACAGCUCACGGUGCACAGUCGGGGUGCUGAACCGUGGCCUGUGGGCAGUGAGACACGCGGCCCGGCAGUCGAAAGGAAAGGAGCGUUCGUCAUGUCAGGAGGCUCAGUGAGCCUGCAGGUGCUGGCGCGCGGCCGGCCCCUGCUGCUAGGUCGGGGCUCUGCCUGCUGUAGGGUGAUCCGCGGCUCGGCCACCGCCGCCAGCCCAGAGGAGCGUGCCGCCGCCGUGCUACCGUUCAGCGCCAUCCCCGGGCCCCGCCGACUGCCCGGCAUCGGCUCACUGUGGCUCUACAAGACUGGUCGGUAUGAUAUGGCACGUUAUCACGAGGUGCUUCAGGGCAUGUAUCACCAGUAUGGACCCGUGGUCCGAGAAGACUUCGGGCCCGACACAGUCAUACAUGUGUUCGACUCAGAAAUGGCAAAGCAGGUUCACCAAAAGGACGGUAAAUAUCCUCACGUGCCACCACUGCAGGAAGCCGUCAGACUCUACCGGGAGAAGAACGGCAUGAGUCCCGGCCUGGGAAACUCGAACGGCGAGCGCUGGUACCGGCUGCGCAGCGCUGUCCAGCAGCUCAUGAUGCGCCCCAGGGAGGUCAGCUGCUUCCUGCCGCUGGCCGACACGGCUGCCCGCGCGCUGGCCCACAGAGUCGACAGUGACGUCACGGCAGACGGCCAGCUGACCAACCUCACCCAGCUGGUCUUCAAGUGGGCGCUCGAGUCGGCCAGUAUGGUAUGUGCCGAGCGGCCUCUGGGCGCUCUGGCUGGCGGGGACGCCGAGCGACGAGCCGAAGAGCUGAUCGCCGCCAACCGGAGGGUGAUGCGCGCCUCGGCACAGCUCAAGUUCUCCUCGCUCCCCCUGUACAAAUACAUCAGCACUCCGAGCUGGAGACGGCUGGUGGCUGCGGAGAACUGCCUGACCAGUUUUACUUUGAAUCUGUUCAACGACACCAUCAAGGAAGUGGAGAGUCUCGUCAGUCGUGGGCGGCUGGAAGAAGGCCAGUACAGAUUCCUCAGUUUCAUGCUGGCUUUGCCGAAUGUUUCAGAGGAUGACACGCUUAUCAUUGCGUUCUCAAUGUUCAACGACGGCCUGUCCACGACGGUGCCGGCGCUGCUGAUGGCUCUGUGGUGUCUGGCCAACACUCCGGAGGCCCAACAGACCCUCUACCGCGAGAUCAGUUCGGCACUCCCCGAGGGCAGCCAGCAGCCGGUCACCGCCGAGGUCGUCAACAACAUUCCAUUCAUGAAAGCCGUUCUCAAGGAGACGCUAAGACUGUACCCGAUUGGCACCGAAGUAUCACGGAUAACGGACAAGGACAUGGAGCUUGGCGGGUACCAUAUACCGGCCGGGACACACGUGGACCUGAACCAGUGGGUGCAGCUGCGGUCGGAGGACAGUUUUCCCGAGCCGGCUACCUUCCGACCGGAGCGGUGGCUAAGACAGAACCGGCAGCAGAUCGACCCGUACCUGCACAUCCCGUUCGGACACGGAACCAGGAUGUGCGCCGGCCGUCGGUUCGCGGAGCAGGACUUUUGUCUGGCGCUGGUGCGGCUGCUGCAGCGGUUCGAGCUGCUGCCGGCUGACGGACACCGGCAGCCGCCGAGGCAGCUCUACGAGACGCUGCUGAUGCCCGACCCGCCCGUCCAGAUCCGCUUCGUCCGCCGCUGAGGUCGUCCAACACACUGCUUCGUCAGACGACGCUGAGGUGAUCAGGAGCCGCUUCGUCGGAAGUCUCUGAGUGAGUUAGGCGGGAUCUGCAUCGUCAAAGCCGCUUGAUGAACGGGAUUCGCUUUAUCAGAACCGCUCAAGACGGUGCACUCCACUCCAGACGCUGAUGUUCGUUCGAGACUGUUUGAUCGGGAAGUCCUGAAGCCCACUUCAGGCUGCUUCACCAAAUACUGGGGAAUCUCAUCAGUGCGGCACAGACUAGUGCGUGCUGCUCAAGUCGCCUGGCUUCGAUUACAGUACUCCAAGUAUCGUUGAGGCUCUUACGAGUGUCUCGCCAAAUGGGUUGAGGACGAAGCUUGUUGGAAGCUUCACGGGUAGACGCCGCUAAAGACUCGGUAUAUUACGAUUUCGGUGCAUUGUGUACGGUUCAAGUGUCAUUUGUGUAAAGGAUGAUUCACCAAGCGUUAUUGGAGCAUGGACAUAAAAAUAUAAAUGUAAAGACCGGACCGCAAGGAUUUAAUCAACAACAAA